AUGAUAUCAUCGUCUGCAUCAACUUCGAACUGGGAUUUCACUCCGGUGAUUGACCUCUUGCAAUCGCCGUCAUGUCAGGGCGAGGAUCAAUCGACCCGCAAAAGCCCCACGGAUUGUCCCGUAUCUUCACUUGCGUCACGCAAGGUUGUCAAUGACGUUGGCAAACUAGGAACCCAGGAACAACCACUGACGGGUGCGAGCGUCGAGUCACCCCAGCUAGGAGACUUUGGCUCGCUAUGGGAGUUAUUGGGUACCCCUAGUACGUCAACUGGCUCGAAGGGUAAUACCCCUGGCAACGAGGUUCUCGAGUCAACAAAGCAGUCUUGUCUGCGCAAGCAGCCUACCAUUAUACUCAAACGGCCUUCGGCUCCAGACACCUUGAUUGAGACACCAGUAUCGACAUCCAAACCCUCUGCGAAACCAGCACCAGUAUUUAACUUCACCGACACCUACGAUCCCCGGCCAUGUCCGCUCGGUGGCACAACCGGUGUCGAGUCAAACGUGGCGACUCGGCGACGCAGCCAGCGAAAUAAGACCAACCAUGAAGCUACUCUAUCAGAAAGCAACGCUGAAGGGGAGUCGGAUAGCUCCCCCAGUGUUUUUGACAAUCCACUGUCACGUCCGCAAAACAUCCCAAUGAUUCCACCGCAGGUCGGUGUUUCAGAAGCCAGAGCAGGAUCUCUCGAGACACCCCCAUCGUCUUUUGAUGAGCUAAACGAAUUCUUACCUCUGAACCCCCUCAAAUAUCCUCCCAUCGCCAGUGCACCCCGUUUGCGGCCACUUACAUAUAAAACCGCAGCAGAUCAGCGGGUUGGACUUUUGACCAAACUUUUGAAAGAUUUCCCCGAUUAUGCAGAACAUCUCGUGGAAGCUGGGCGGUCGAAGAAAUCAAAGAAACAUGAUUUGUCGUUCCGCCCAGUACAUGUGUUUGUUGAUAUGUCGAAUAUCAUGGUCGGGUUUCACGAUACGAUGAAAAUCUCGCGAAACAUACCCGUUCAGACCAGGAUUCGCCGCCUCCCCCUCUCCUAUCAAAACUUCUCCUUGGUAUUAGAACGCGGGCGGCCAGCAGCGAAAAGAGUCCUUGUAGGCUCCGACCGAAUCGCAGCUAUAAGCGAAAGCGAGCAGCUCGGUUACGAGGCGAACAUCUUAAGCCGAGUGCAAAAAAUCAAACAGCUCACUUCUCGUCAGCUAAAGUUCCGGAAAAAUCCCAAGGUGACGCCCCACGACGGUGGCCAUAGUUCUGAGACGAACGAUGGUCCUGGAGAGCGUUGGGUCGAACAAGGUGUGGACGAAAUUCUACACCUAAAGAUCCUGGAAAGCCUGUUGGAUACGGACGAACCGGCAACGAUUGUGCUCGCUACGGGAGAUGCUGCUGAAGCGGAGUUUUCCGGUGGCUUCAUGAGAAUGGUUGAGCGAGCCCUUCAGCGUGGCUGGAGGGUUGAGCUAGUUAGCUUCUCCCAAGUGACAAGCUAUGCUUAUCAGAGGAAGGAAUUCCGCUCUCGAUGGGGAAAUCAGUUCCGGAUUAUUACCUUGGACGAUUACGUCGAGGAACUUUUAAAUAUGUAG
Molecule: messenger RNA, 1566 nt
Organism: Aspergillus puulaauensis
Lineage: Eukaryota; Fungi; Ascomycota; Eurotiomycetes; Eurotiales; Aspergillaceae
Product: NYN domain-containing protein
Exons: 2
Coding region: 1-1566 (521 amino acids)
Biological process (GO): protein import into nucleus
Cellular component (GO): nucleus
Molecular function (GO): small GTPase binding; guanyl-nucleotide exchange factor activity
Source: RefSeq, a predicted model, not a curated record